GCUAGGAUCCUCUGGAGUCCUAGACCGGACUCCAGAGACCAGUUCAGCUCAAUUUGCAACGAGUGCGCAGGCUUCUUGAACUGGUUUCGCUUGGGAAUGGGGGGCCAUUUCUGAUGGCCGCAAAUGAUCUCUUCAAACUUUGAAGGCCUGCUUUUGCUUCAAGUCAAGCCUUCCGGCCUUGUGCCAACAUAAAUAGAAUAUGAAGCAAACAGAAUGAGAUGCGCAGGUGGUAUAAACUGGUGAAACGAUUCCGCUCUUUGGACAAGGAAGGGAGUCUACUUUCGAAAAGGAGCAUUCGCUUUGUAUCAAUGGCGUCAUCUCUUGCAAAGAUCGGUCAGUCCCAAACCGCGGCCAUGCUUUCCAGCACCAUCAAUCUAUCUGGACCAGAGCGAAACCAGAUCACGGGCCACACCAGAUUGCCUGCCAUUGAAAGCAACCUCAGCACCAAUGCUGUUCACCCAGGCCCCCGAAGUCUGCACCCCUCAUUGCGGAAGCCCCUAUCGAGGAUGAUGUCAAGCCUCAACCGCAGGCGCUCUAGCCAGGUCCAGCAGAAUGGAGGUAUUGAGUGCGUCUGUUCAGGGUAUCUUCAAAGGGGUGGUCCCUUGCCGCAGUCCCACAUGUUGGCUCCUUCGGUUGGGGCAGGGAGACAGUUUCUGAGUCAGGAAUCUGGCUUUGAACAGCUGAGGGCAUGCACAGCAGCGAGGCUGCGGAUUGCAAAACAAAAAGCUUGGGGGUCCGGGCGGGGAGUCAGGUGGGGAGGCUCCAUUCAAGCAUCAGCCGCAGGGUCGAGUCCAAAAGAAGAGGAGAGCGAAGACCUGGGCGACUGGCCAUGGCUUCAAAGAAGCAGAGAGGUGACACACAACGGAGCAGGCAGUCAGGUCGUCAAUCUGUUGCGAUCGGGGGUGUCAAUACACCCCACAGCCGUGGUCCAUGAUGAUGCGGUACUUGCGGAGGGCGUCAGGAUUGGCCCACUCUGCACGGUGGGGCCUGGCGCAGUCCUAGGGGAAGGUUGCGUCAUGCAUCCCGGAAGUCAAGUUGCCGGAAAUACAGUCCUGGGAAAGCGGAACACUUUGCACAGCGGUGCCAUUGUGGGGGCAGAUCUUCCAGGGACGACCAUCAUUGGGGAUGACAACAGCUUUGGCUACCACUCCGUCGUCGGCGUCCUGUGUCAAGACCUGAAGUACAAGGGCGAUGACUGCUACCUCGUAGUGGGAAACAAGAAUGACGUCCGAGAGCAUUCAAGCAUUCACAGAUCGUCAAGACCGGAUCUCAAAACCAUUUUGGGCGACAACAACCUGAUCAUGGGCUCGUGCCACGUGGCACACGACUGCAUCAUCGGCAACCACAACAUCAUAGCCAACGGCACGCUGCUGGCUGGCCAUAUCGUUAUCCAGGACCACGUCCAUACGGGCGGAGCUACCGCCGUGCACCAGUUCUGCCACUUGGGGUCCUACGCAUUCCUUGCCGGGGGGGCUAUGGUUGACCGCGACGUGCCGACCUUUACCAUUGUGCAUGGCGAUCGCGCCGAGAUGCGGGGCCUCAACUUCGAAGGCCUCAGGCGGGCUGGAUUCAAGACAAGCAAGGUGGACGCUUUGCGGAAGACGUACGAGAAGCUGUUUUUAAGCAAUGACCCCCCCGGCCUUGAAGACCGACUGGCUAUCGUGGAAGCCAACGAGACCCUCGCAAGCGACGAACUUGCCAGACAGCUGAUUCUCUUCAUAAAGGAGUCGACCAGCAGCACAUCAAAGAGAAGGGGCAUAUGCAAGUUCCGGCACUGGACGGAUAGAUAGGGCGCGCCCGAUGUUGCAACAGAUAGCACGCAGAGAGCGCAUGUUCGCGGAUGAACCCAAGACAGUUCUAGCUGCUCGUCAAAUAGUAAAACAGACCUCCGAAGGAAGACACGAGGAGGUUGACGAUUCGCCCAUUGCUAUUGGUGGCAUUGCCUGCUUCGGGCGUAAUGAGUGCAUGCCCAUGAAGCGGGAUGAUCCGAACGUUGAUGAAAGUUUCCCUGUACAGUUGAGGUAACGUGAGCGUACAACCCAUCAAGGGUUUACCAACCAACACAGGGGAACACACCAGCCGUGCUCGCGUUCCACACUCGAAAGCAGAGCUUGAUGGCUUUAAGUCACACUGUAGUACGUUCUACUUAGUCUCCUAAAUAAGUUCCAACAGUCGAUUGUUGUCAUCGAUGUCAAGCUGCAUCGGCAUUGAAUACGGCACACCUGUAGCUUAUAAUUUUCCAAGCGCAAAGUCGAUCUUGAAACACAGAAUGACAGUGGACGUGAGCGGCAGCCCACCAACUUUUCAAGGACUACAACCAUGCAAAGCAAAAGCUUGGACCAGCUUCAGUGACUAAACAUUCCAAGCUGACGUUUGAUUGCCUUGUAGCUUGUAAUCAGGGAGUCAUCCUCACAAAUACGUACUAAUUACAAGCACAAACCGUUAAGCUUUUAUAAUACCAUGCC
Messenger RNA from Klebsormidium nitens, 2465 nucleotides. The record is from the annotation of a GenBank genome assembly. Lineage: Eukaryota; Viridiplantae; Streptophyta; Klebsormidiophyceae; Klebsormidiales; Klebsormidiaceae.